UUCUACGAAACCUACUGAAACGAUUUUGUUAGUUAAGCCAUUAGUUAAGAAUAAUAUGACAGUAACAAAUAGUACAACCGUUCAAAAUAACACGGAUACCGUGAAAGGUACACAAAUAACUAAUUUAACAAUGACUACUGAAAAUAAGGAAACCCAAUCUCUCCUCAAUGUUUCGUCGCUCUUGAAUUCGACUGUUAUCAAUGAGCCACCUGUUGUCGCAGCGUCCAAUGUCACGACAGCGUAUGUUACAGCAAAUUCUAAUGUAACGGUUGUUUAUGUCACUAACUGCACUACUAUAGAGAAGCAAAUUGAUCCGUUAUCUGUAAAAGGUUCCAAAAUUGAUCCUUCUGGAAAGGAAUGUACUGUUGAAAUACAAACGAAAAGCUCCUUAUUACAUAAUAAAAUUGAUUGCGGAAUUUUGAUGAAAUACGCUAAAAUGCCAGAGCCCAAGAAGCAGGACAGUAGUUUGAUGCCUUCAAGAGAGAAACUCAAGUCAUGGGCAUCUAAUCCUCCAUGGUGGACGUCCUUGUUUAUAGCUAUAUAAUAAUUUACAUCAUAUUUAGGUUUUAAGCGAAGUGAAGUAAAAUUGUAUUAAUCAUUUUAGCUAAAUUAA
This is a messenger RNA of Chilo suppressalis (striped riceborer), 613 nucleotides long. NCBI's taxonomy places the organism in Eukaryota, Metazoa, Arthropoda, Insecta, Lepidoptera, Crambidae. The record is from the annotation of a GenBank genome assembly.